UUAUUUUAGCCCAAUUAGUAGGUUUCGAGCAACAAAAUCACUGAACCCGGUCCAAUUUGUGUUUUAGUUGCUUCAAGAACCAGGGUUUGGCUCAGAAGCUGUGGAACCUGGUUUUGCUGCGUAGCGUGGUCGACAAUCCGCAGCGAAAAUGCCUUCUCACAAAACUUUCAGGAUCAAGAAGAAGCUCGCGAAGAAGAUGAGGCAGAACAGACCCAUCCCUUACUGGAUCCGCAUGAGGACCGAUAACACCAUCAGGUACAAUGCUAAGCGCAGGCACUGGCGCCGCACUAAACUUGGAUUUUAAGCACGAUGUAAACCUUCGACUCGAGAUUCAUAUUUUUGUUUUCUAGAAUGUUACAAGGGAUGUCGGAAUGAUGUAGCUUUGGUCAUCUGGUCACAGAGAGGUCAUUGUACAGUGUUUCCACAACCCUAGUUUUGUAUUCUUUUUUAUAUUUCUUGCUGUUAAUGUGAAACUUUAGUUUUUUGCUUUCGA
This is a messenger RNA of Vigna angularis (adzuki bean), 493 nucleotides long. RefSeq names its product 60S ribosomal protein L39. The transcript is spliced from 3 exons. NCBI's taxonomy places the organism in Eukaryota, Viridiplantae, Streptophyta, Magnoliopsida, Fabales, Fabaceae. Gene Ontology annotation, biological process: translation. Bases 149 to 304 code for a protein of 51 amino acids. Gene Ontology annotation, cellular component: ribosome; cytosolic large ribosomal subunit. Gene Ontology annotation, molecular function: structural constituent of ribosome. The record is from RefSeq and is a predicted model, not a curated record.